AUGGAGUGUGAUAGUGAUGAUGUUAGUAGUAUCUCAAAUUCGGAAGACGACGAAGAGUUUGAAUUGACGGGAGGUUCGAAUAUGGAAAACAGUUUAGAAACAAGCGGAAGUGAUUCUGAGGAUGAGGCGAGUGACUCGGAUGCUUCGAGUGAAGGUAAUAAUGAAGAUUUUCAAACCAUCAGGACAUGGUGUGAAAUAAAAGAUGGUUCACCUGCCCCACCUGCAUUUCCUUUUGCUGAAAAUAUUGGUGCAAGUUUUACAACUUUUGGAGAUGAGGACGUACUUUUUUUCUUCGAAAAAUUUAUCGAUGACACACUGAUAACUCUGAUAACUGAAGAGACGAAUAGAUACGCACAGCAGACUUUAGCUACAAAUGCUACAAAUAAUACGACUGACAAAUGGACCGCUGUAACUGCUGAUGAGAUAAGGGUGUUUUUAGCCAUUAUCAUAAUGCAAAGUGUAGUGAAAAAACCAGAAAUGAAAAUGUAUUGGUCUAAGAAUCCAUUAGUCACUACUCCAUUUUUCCCGAAAGCUAUGUCAUGCAAACGGUUUGAAAGCAUCAAACGAUUCCUACAUUUUACGAACAAUGAAACUUACAAUCCCGAUACGCACCCAAAUCCGAAAUUGAACAAAAUAUUUCCAAUUUAUGAACCAUUGGUGAAGAAAUUCCGGGCGAUUGGUUGGAUUCAGUACAUACCACUAAAAAGAGCACGGUUUGGGAUCAAGACUUACAUGCUGUGCGAGUCUAAAAGUGGCUACGUGUGGAAUUUCAUCAUUUAUACAGGUCAGGGAACAAUAAUUGAUCCUGAUUUUCUUCAUUUGAAUCUAGUGUCUGCUAAAGUGGUUAUGUCUCUCUCUAAAGAACUUUUAGGGAAGGGAUAUUGCCUAACCAUGGAUAAUUUCUAUAAUAGUCCGCAACUUGCUGACUUGCUAUUGCAACACAAAACGGAUGUAUAUGGUACAUUGAAAUUGCAAAGAAAGGAAGUUCCAGAAGGGCUACGGAGAAAGAUUCAGAGAGGCGAAAUAAUAGGUUAUCAACGAGGAAAAGUUACUGUUAUGAAAUGGAGAGAUAAGAAAGAUGUAUGCUUAUUAUCAACGGUUCACAAUAUCGACACCCAAGAAGUGGCAACAAAGUCAGGACCAAAGAGAAAACCAAAGGCUGUAAUACAGUAUAAUGACACGAUGGGGGGUGUUGACCGUGUAGACCAGCAUUUAGCUGAUUAUGUUUUGCCGAGGAAACGGGGCAAGAAAUAUUAUAAGAAAAUAUUUUUCCAUCUUCUUGAUCUUGCCCUAUGGAACUCUUUCGUCCUUUAUAAAAUGGAAGGUGGUAAAAAAUCGGCACUUACAUACAGAUUAGAUAUUGUCAAGUUGUCGAUGGAAAAGUACCACAAGAUGGAGUUUUCAGCAAAAAGAGGUCGACCGUCUACAGUUCUACCUUCAUCUCGCCUAACUGGGCGUCAUUUUCCAGAGUAUAUACCAGCUACUGAGAAGAAGGCCAACCCCACAAGACAGUGCGGAAUUUGCAGCAGGGUAAGGGACGCAAGAGGCAAAAAAAUUCGGCGAGAAAGCAGAUACUGGUGUCCAGACUGUGAUGUAGCUUUGUGUGUAACCCCAUGCUUCCGUGUUUACCACACAGUGGCAAACAUUUGA
Anoplophora glabripennis (Asian longhorned beetle) is the source of this 1650-nucleotide messenger RNA. Its product is annotated as piggyBac transposable element-derived protein 4-like. The coding region runs from base 1 to 1650 and encodes 549 amino acids. The record is from RefSeq and is a predicted model, not a curated record. The transcript is spliced from 2 exons. NCBI's taxonomy places the organism in Eukaryota, Metazoa, Arthropoda, Insecta, Coleoptera, Cerambycidae.